Messenger RNA from Pelobates fuscus (common spadefoot toad), 2937 nucleotides. It is a transcript of the gene MXRA8, whose product is annotated as matrix remodeling associated 8. The record is from RefSeq and is a predicted model, not a curated record. Lineage: Eukaryota; Metazoa; Chordata; Amphibia; Anura; Pelobatidae. The transcript is spliced from 10 exons. Bases 132 to 1442 code for a protein of 436 amino acids. Gene Ontology annotation, cellular component: membrane; cell surface. Gene Ontology annotation, biological process: cell differentiation; cell adhesion.
AAACUGUGUAUGCAGAUGUUGAGUUGGGAAUUAAAGUGAUAUCAUCAAUGAACAAAGCACAAACAAGAGUGGAAGAAGACUAAAAAGCAAAGACAGGUAGCUCGGAUUAACAAGAAAACUCAACGGGAGAGAUGGAGGUCAUAUUCAAACUGCUUGUGUGCCUGCUUCUGGUCCUGCACAGUCCUGUUGUUUACCUCUACUCAGUACCUGCAAGCCUGGAGAAUCCAGAAAGUGUGGUAGUUUCUGUGUCAAACAUCAGUGCCCAUGUUGGGUCCCAAGCUCAGCUUGUAUGCCAGAGUUACCGGAUAGUGUGGACACAAGACAAUAUAUUGGAUAGACAACGCGUUUUGCACUGGGAUCUGUACAGUAGCAAAGGAGUACACCGUGGUGAACGUCUUCUGGAUAUGUUUUCAGCUGGGGAGAUCCGUAUCUACAAUGGCCACAACAGAGAUCGGAUCCAAGUUUCAACAUCAGCUUUCAAAGAUGGCAAUUUUUCCCUACUUAUCAAAGACGUUUCUUCAGUCGAUCAAGGACUGUACACUUGUAAUCUUCAUCAUCACUAUUGCCAGUUGGCUGAAAAUGUGAAAGUUCAACUGAACACUACCAAGUCAGAAAAGAGAGUGAAAAUGUACUGGGAUGGAGAAAAGGUGGUUGUCGUUGCUCUCAUAGGUACCACAGCUAUGUUGCCCUGUGAAAAUUGGAAACAGAUGUGGAUUGACCGUCAUAGUGAGGGGGACCAACAGGUGGUACACUGGGACCGCCAAGCCCCAGGGAUUCCACAUGACCGAGCUGAUCGCCUUAUCGACAUGUAUGCGUCAGGAGAACGACGAUCAUACGGACCACUCUUCAUCAGGAAAAAGAUGAAUGUGACUGAUUCAGCCUUUUCGCAGGGAGAUUUCUCACUUUUUAUAUCAAACUUGAGUCGAGGAGAUGAAGGAACAUACUCGUGCCACCUUCAUCAUCAUUACUGCGGACUUCAUGAGCGAAGAAUUUUCCACCUGCUUGUGACUGAUCCUCCACAGCAAGUAGAACCACCUACCAAAACAAACCGAGAUCCUCCUCCAGCUGUAGAAACUAAAAGAGUGCAGGAAAACAAAGUCAUCAACGUUAUAAUCCCAGAAAGUCGGAUUCAUUUCUUCCAUCAACUUGGAUACAUCCUGGCAACUUUGUUACUGUUCCUUCUGCUAGUAACAGCUGUGAUCCUCAUCACCCGCAAGCAUCGGAGACGAGGGUAUGCUUACAACUUGGAUAAGCCUGCAGGAAAAGAGGUGAAUAUGAAGGAGUUUUGCUUGACGCCUCCUGAUCUUGUUCAAUACAAAAAGGAACAACUCAGAAUUGAUUAUAAAAAUAACAUUCUGAAGGAACGUGCUACGAUGGAGAGGACUUUGACACCAAAGCACAUUGAUUUGGACCUAGAGCUACGAAAAGAAUACUGUAAGUAAGGAUCACUAAAAACUGCUGCUGGCUGGCCCAGAAGCUGACACUUCACAUAAGAAGAGGAAUUAAAAAUGUUGCCAGUUUUUUAUUGAAGCUGAUUUUUCUAUGUCAUUCCUGUGAGGCUGUUUAAGAGCAAUGGAUCAAUCACCUCCACAUUGUGCUUCAACAUAGAAGAAACAACAGUCUUAUUAGAAAAAUGACACUUUAAAUGUCUUGAUGGAAUAUGUACCUUGAGGCAACUUCCAUCGCCCUCUACACUUUGCAAUUCCCCAUUAAGUAUUAAAAAAAAUAAUAAUCAAGAUUAAAAACAGCAAAACACUUUCAUUAUUACCACAGUAAUGUUAGAACUGCUUUUGGCUAUAUCUGCUUUUAAUGAUGUUAUGCAAACAGCAGGCAUUAUAUCGGAUACACUGCAUAUAGCUGACUUUUCUUUGCCACUGAAAUAUAUUUUAUUUUCCAUCUAAAAGGUUUAGCUUAGCUACAAAACUGAUUUUUAAGCAAUCCCUUAAAGAAACACAUCAUCUUUUAAAACCUAGGUUAGUGGUUCCCACCCUAUUCCACAAGGCACAUCACCUGACCAAUCAAUAAUGGAAGCAUAUCCCAAUUUUGUUCCCGUAAAGAUACUGGCAAAUUUCUAUGUUUCUAAAUCAUUUACUGACUGUGUACCUUGAGAACUGAGUUGGCAUUGAGAGUGUGCACAGCCCUAUUCAACUGAAAGAGUGUUAAUUUUAGGAAAAUGCUUGAGUUUAUUAUCUAUAGAUCUGCAGUAGGCAACCUUGAGUUAUCCAAAUGUUGUGGUCAUGUCCCUUGAUGUAUUGCCAGCAUUAUGACUGUAAAAAGCAUUAUGGGAGAUGUAGUCCACAUGUCUUUCCGAGGUUGCCUAUCCUUAUUAUUGAUGUGUUUAUGUACAUUAUAAAAUACUCAUUCUUUAAAAAGCCAAGUACAAUCAAAAGGUGUCUUGUGUAUUGUAAUGAUGUAUGGAUCACUAUAGUGUAUUUGUAUGUUCUUUUUAGUGGAGCAGUUCAUUAGCCAAUAGUUUUGUAAAUAUGAUCUUUUUAAGUAUUUUUUUUAUAAAAUCGCAGAUCAACGAAAAAGCCUAACUGAGAUUUAAACGAAAAAAAAAAAUGACCAUAUACAUGUAAAUAAGCCACAGGCAAACGUUGAAAUUGUAGAAACAAUCACAAAUACUUUAUAGAUACACAUAAUAAAAAGAAAUGAUACUAUGAGGAAAUGUUUAUAUUGUGGGCCUGUUCAUUUUCAAGAAGGCAUUGCAAGACCAAGGAAAAGAAGCAAGAUAUGGAUUGAGUCUUUCAUCAGAUCAGUGCUGAGCAGACGUAUGUGCCAUCAUGACAAUAUUUUGAUUUGAGAUCUACCGUACAUUAGUAUUGUAAUGUAGAUCAGAAUGGAGCGAACAUAAUUGGCUGCCAUAUAACUAUGGUUCUAUGUCAUACUGUUGGUGGUCAGAUUACCAUUUGUGCCUUUUAAUAGUUUGGUAAAUCU